ACUCACAAAGAUUAGACGCGUUGUCAUGUUUAAUAACAAUCUGUAUUGUUGCUAUAAUGUAAACAAACAAUAUUUCUAAGUGAACAACUUAGUACUUUCGCACGAUGUCGAAAACAGUGUUGAAGUGUGUGUUUGUGAUCUCCUUUGUGCUUGUGAAUGUGUGUGAUGUGUUUUCAAAGACAUUUGUAAAUGAAUUAAUUACAGAACAUCGACAUACUCACUGCACCCAUGAACACCCGAAGGAAGAUCAAGUAAUACGCGGUGUCCACAUCGAAGAACCCCAUAUAGUGAAGAAGCGAAGUAUAGACCAACCGUUAAGGAUUAGCAUAUUUUACGAUCAUUCGGUAUACAGAUUGGAGCCUGAAAAAUUUGACAUGAUAAAUAACACGAUAUUGCCUGAUGCUGUUAGAUUCUGGGAACAAGCUCUGAAAGUGAGGAAGACUGGUGGACCCAUCAAGCUGAAUAGAAAAUGUCCGUCCCGACAAGUGUUCGUACGCGGCGGGCGGUCGCACUGCAUAGACUCCUGCGCAGUCGACACCAUGUGCGGGGAGGUGCGCGUGCCCGAUCAUCACCUUAAUCCAUGUUACGUAUGCAACAGCACGGGCCACAACUGCCGGGCGUUACCCCGGAUGCGGCCCAGGAUUCCUGACGACGUCUCGCCGACAGAGAUCACGGGGAACGGACUCAGUGAAACGGAGCCCCCAGUUUUAGAAGAGGAGAUGGAGGAACCCAUAGGAGUGGAGGACACGGACUUCGUGCUGUACGUGAGUGCUGUGGAGACGGAGCGUUGUCGGCGCGGGCUCACCGUCGCGUACGCAUCUCAUUGCCAGCAGGAGUCUGCCUUGGACAGGCCAGUAGCGGGCCACGCCAACUUCUGCCCAGGCGAGCUGUCUACCAAGUACCGUGAUCUGCCAUCAGUGCUGUCAACGGUCAAGCACGAGAUGUUGCACGCUUUGGGGUUCAGUGUGUCAUUGUUCGCGUUCUAUAGGGACGACAAUGGAGAACCGCUCACGGAACGAAGACCUGAUACCGGCAAUCCACCGCUGGAUGAAGAGUUACAAAUCCACAAGUGGUCAUCGAGAGUGGUGAAGAACAUUACUCGUAAGAACUGGAUGAUCAGAGGAGGGUUUAUGGAGAGGACAUUUCACAUGAUUGUCACUCCCAGAGUCGUUAAAGAAGUUCGAAACCACUUCAACUGCUCAACGUUAGAAGGAGCCGAGUUGGAAGACCAGGGAGGAGAUGGCACCGCACUCACACACUGGGAGAAGAGAGUUUUUGAGAACGAGGCUAUGACAGGAACGCACACACAAAACUCUGUCUUUAGCCGGAUAUCCUUUGCCAUGAUGGAAGACACGGGGUGGUACCGCGCAGACUACUCGCACGCGGCGCCGCUCGACUGGGGCAAAGGCCUAGGCUGCACCUUCGCGAAGGCCUCGUGCAAACAGUGGAUCAACCAGCAAAGGUUGAGGCGUAAAAACCCGGCGCCAUUUUGUGAAAGAGUAAAAGGCGACCCGUUGAGGACUGAAUGCUCUCCUAGAAGGAAUGCGGUGGUCCUUUGCAACCUCGUGAAGCAUGAGACUAUAUUGCCAAGACAGUAUCAGCACUUCGACGUGCUACCCAAUGUGCCGGCCGGCGAGGAGGCGCGGUACGGAGGCUCAGUGUCGCUGGCCGACUACUGUCCGUACCUGCAGGAGUUCACGUGGAAGCAUAAGACGGUGCUGGUGCGCGGCAGCCGGUGCUCCUACGAGGAGAACACGCCUAAAACUGAUGUUAAUUUUGCACUGGAGAACUACGGGCCUCAUUCCAAGUGUUUUGAUCACAGUGAUCGGGUUUGGGAGCAGAAAUCUUGUAGACAGAUAAGGGAGUGGCAGCAUUGGGGCUCAGGCUGUUAUAAAUACAAGUGCGAGAAUGGAAGACUGCAUAUCGUGGUGGGCAACUACUCGUACACCUGUUUCCACGCGGGACAAGUGUUACAAGUUCGCAUCAUUAAAAGAGGGUGGCUGCAUAAAGGUGGUGUCGUCUGCCCGCCCUGUAGAGAGCUAUGCGCGGAGGAGUUUGCUUCCCGAAACGAAUACUGUAAAGGCGGCGAAGAGGCGUUACCACCGAACUUAUAUCCGAACGAUGUUUUAACUUGCGGGGUUCCCGCACUUUCUGCAUCCGCCAUUUUGUUGGCAGCGGCCAUUUUGUACAAUCUACUGAGAGACUGAAACUUUGAAGUUAUGUGAGUAAAAAGUUAUCAUUUAAACACAAUUUUGUGUGGGUCUUUUUCAGUGCAUACUCGAUUUGCGUAUUAGGAAACGCGAACUUUUGAUUAAUGUUCGUAUUGUGUCGCUUAUCGGUGAUAGAUACCCAAAAAUGUAACCUUUGUUGUCUAUAUUGUUUAUUAGAUAAGCAUUUUGUAAUAAAAGUGCAAGUGGGCAUUUUGCGACUAAAAUUAUUUGAAACCCUUCUGAAAUCUGUUAUAUCGGUUACUUAAUGAUAUUUUUAUUUGUACCUAAUUUGUGACGAAUUUAUUUUUUUCUGGCGCCAAAGUUGAUGCGAAGGCCGACAGUCUCACACGGCUAGGCUGACAGAUAAAAAAAAACACAAAAUAAAACAAACAGAUUGGUUUUGUUACCAUCGUUAUGUAAGACUGUUACCAAUAAUAACUUAAUUGUCUUACUUACAGCAAUUUUAAUUUAAGGAUAAACCUAGUUUUAUUUUUUUAAGUAUUUUUAAUCCAAAUUGAAUUGAGUCCAAUUGGAAAAGACAUUUAUUUAAUUUGUAAGUACUUAUUUCGUACUUACAAAUAAUAAUUUUAAAAGAAUUCAGUUUUAAGUAAAUAAA
Pectinophora gossypiella (pink bollworm) is the source of this 2826-nucleotide messenger RNA. It is a transcript of the gene Invadolysin, whose product is annotated as leishmanolysin-like peptidase. The transcript is spliced from 18 exons. Gene Ontology annotation, molecular function: metalloendopeptidase activity. The coding region runs from base 105 to 2207 and encodes 700 amino acids. Gene Ontology annotation, cellular component: cytoplasm; membrane. Gene Ontology annotation, biological process: proteolysis; cell adhesion. NCBI's taxonomy places the organism in Eukaryota, Metazoa, Arthropoda, Insecta, Lepidoptera, Gelechiidae. The record is from RefSeq and is a predicted model, not a curated record.